Messenger RNA from Myzus persicae (green peach aphid), 1437 nucleotides. RefSeq lists its product as uncharacterized. The transcript has 5 exons. NCBI's taxonomy places the organism in Eukaryota, Metazoa, Arthropoda, Insecta, Hemiptera, Aphididae. The record is from RefSeq and is a predicted model, not a curated record. Bases 165 to 1232 code for a protein of 355 amino acids.
AGCUAGUAGAUACAAAUCGACCCCGUAACCUAUUUUAGGGUGCAGUCUUGAAACAACGGACGACCUUCAAACUAAAACGAUAACCGCACAAUAAGUAUUUACGUGGGAAAAGAACUGUUUUAGUACUUGCACGUCAGCACUGUCAGACAACCGUCGGUUCCACGAUGUCCAGGUAUCGGAAGAACAAGAGACAACUGCAGCAAGACCGACCAGCGUCCGUGCACCGUCAACAGUCUUUGGGGCGUCUACAGCACUGGUACAGCCACAAGCCGGUGGUCACUGUCGAUCAGUUGCACAAGUACCGGCGGAAGGAGUUCGGUACCGGACCUGACGGGGUCGCAGCACCGCCACCUCAGCCUCCGAUCAGCUUGUCGGCCAGCCCGUCGUUUGACACCGAAUACAGGUGUCGUUUCGAACCACCGUACCGGACAGCUGAGGAAAUGAGCAACAACAGACGACACGCGGCAGUGCCCAAAGAUGAGCUGCAGGUGGAAGGUGAAGCCGAGUUCAGUGCCGAGUACGCCGAACGGUACCAAGACGGGCCCAGGGAACGGAACGUGGCCUGCCGACAGGGAAGUCACAUUGGGCCAUUUGUGUGCGCGGACGACCCGGCACCGGAAGGCGUCGGCGGCGGCGCCCGGUCCGAACAGCACGACCAGUAUGUGCCACAUCCGGAAGGCCGGCGGGCGGACAACCUGAGACCGGGCACCGGGUUGAGGAUGGACGAGGGGCUGAUGGACGGCGAGACCGAGCAGAUGGCCAACUAUCGCAAGUAUCCGGUCACGCCGCAUCCGGACGUCACCGACCAAGACCAGAACGAAGGGACCGCGCCGAAGGAAUCGAGUAGUCCAACCACUGCAAGACGGCAGCCGUUCGACGAGAGUAUGAAGGAAAUGGUCCUGACGCGGGACAGCGGCAUGUUGCUUCGGCCCGCGCGGUUCUUCGCCGGUGGACCGCCUCGAACCGAACGUUCCAGGCGCUUUGUAAAAAAACCGGCGUUCCGUCUGGAAGUAGUGAACUGCACAGCUAGUGGUGGCGCAAAGAAGGUCGAUCGGACGGACGCGUUCGUGGUGCUCAUGGAUAACGAUGAUUCGCCACUUCCGUCUGGUACCGGCAUCGGCGGCGGCAAUAGGUGGGUGAAGAGGAGGCAGCGAAAAAUGGGCACCGUGCGGUUUUUCGACGACAGACUAGCUCGUUUGCCGGCCACCGACACUGGAAAAACCAUACAGUAGACGAGACGACCACAGCAUCUAUUGUAACCUAUAUUAUUAUACCUGUUUAAACAUACAAUCCUCGUCCGCGUCCGUUCACCCGAGAGAUCCACGUACACGUCCGUCGAAAGAUACAUUUUUGCAAAUACCCGUAGACCCUAAUAUUAAAAAAAUGUUCAAUAAUAUUGUUACCUGUUGAUCGUACAUAUUGUUGUGACCAAAUAUA